Phalaenopsis equestris is the source of this 892-nucleotide messenger RNA. RefSeq lists its product as uncharacterized. Lineage: Eukaryota; Viridiplantae; Streptophyta; Magnoliopsida; Asparagales; Orchidaceae. The transcript has a single exon. The record is from RefSeq and is a predicted model, not a curated record. The coding region runs from base 58 to 741 and encodes 227 amino acids.
GCAUUUCCGUAAAUAAAAAGCAAAGCAGCAGCUGAGCGACACCAAGCUUUCUCACCAAUGGAAGCUAAAGACGAAACCCUCGCUCUCUUCGACUCCAACUGGUUCUACCGUUCUAUCCUUAGCCGGACCCCGAGGAUUCAACCACAGCCUCCAAAAGAUAAUCUUCCGGCGAUCACUCCAAAUUCUCUUUCGUUGGAGCCCUCUCUCACCACCUCGCACAGUGGGCAUCGCUGUUCACGCUGCGAAGAGCACAUCCUUACCCCGCUUACUUCAAUCCAAUCCCCCAAAUUCCAGACUAUUUACUCCCUAGGUGAAAGCAGAGCGCGGAGAAUGAGUCGAGAUAGGCAUAGACGAGAUUCGAAAAGAAUAAAAAAUUGGGGAAGCAGAAGCUUAUCGGAUCUGGAAUUUGAGGAGCUAAAAGGGUUUAUGGAUCUAGGAUUUACGUUUUCGAAUACAGAGGCUUCGGAUCCGUGGCUGAUUUCCAUUGUGCCUGGUCUACAGCGGCUGAGAACGGCGAAUGGAAGCGAAUUGACGGUUACGGAUUCUUCGUUGGCAUCGGAGAUGUCGGAGGAGAUGGCAGUUACGAGGCCGUAUCUUUCGGAGGUGUGGGAGGUGGAGCGGGAAAGGGAGGAGAGGAGUAGGGUUUUAAGGAACUGGAGGACGCCGGGUGAAGGAGAAGGAAUUGAGCUGAAGGACCAUCUACGGUUCUGGGCCCAAGCGGUGGCUUCCGCCGUUGUUUGAUUGCUAGAUGGGUAAAGUUCGCUGUUUUGCAGAUGUAAAUUUGCAAACUAACCAAGCAAUGGAAAUUCUAUUGUGUUUUAUUAUGGUGUUCUGUUUCAAAAUUAUUUUUCUUGUUCUCAGGAUCAUCAAUCAUCAUUGCUCUCAAGCAAGC